AGGGGGCGAGGAAGGCGUUGCCGAGGAGCUCCCGCCGCCCACAGCCUGGAUAAGCAGCCUCCCUCCUUCCCUCAGAGUUUGGCCACUGCUUCGCCGCCCCGACUUGGCUCGCGAAGCAGGAGCCACGCGAAGGAACAAGCGGUUCAGGGCCGGGUCAGCGGACGGAGUGAGUGGGCACCACAGAUACCCGGCGCCGCAUUCCUGGGAGGCGGCGGCGGCGGCGAGUCCUUCUGUGGGGCUGCCAGAGAGAUAAAGAAGAGUUCGCCAUGGGGGUGCCUUUCCCCAGAGAGCAGGGUCCUUUCGGGGCGCUCUGGAAGCGGAUGAGCCGCGGGUGGAAGCCCCAGGAGAGGCCAGGCCCGGCAGCCCCGCGCGGCCUCGACGAGAUGCACCUGUCGCAGCAGAAGAGAAUCUGGGAGUCUCCACUACUUCUGGCUGCCAAAGAAAAUGAUGUUCAAGCCAUCAGGAAAUUGACCAUGGAUGGGUCCUGUGAUCUUUUUCAGAGAGGAGUUGUUGGUGAGACAGCCCUUCACAUAGCUGCCCUCUAUAAUAAUGAAAAAGCUGCUGAAGCUCUUUUGGAGAUUGCUCCAGAACUUAUCAAUGAGAAGAUGACAUCUGAAUUCUAUGAAGGGCAAACCGCUAUGCACAUUGCAGCAGCCAAUCAAAAUGUAAACCUGGUGAAGUGCCUGCUCAAGAAAGGGGCUCACAUCUCCACUCCUCGAGCGACAGGACUCUUCUUCAGGCGCAGCACCCAAAGCCUCUUCUACUUUGGGGAACAUGUGUUAUCCUUUGCAGCCUGUGCGGGAAGUGAGGAAAUUGUCCGUCUCUUGAUUGAAAAUGGGGCUGAUAUCAGGGCACAAGAUUCUCUAGGUAAUACCAUACUUCACAUCCUGGUCCUUCAGCCCAACAGGAUUUUUGCAUGCCACAUGUACAAUCUACUGCUCUCCUAUGACAAACACGAGGGGGGCCUUGUGCCUAUGGACUCAAUUACAAACAACGAGGGUCUCACGCCAUUCAAACUGGCUGGCAUUGAGGGCAACACUGUGAUGUUCCAGCACCUCAUGCAGAAACGAAGGCAGAGGCUGUGGUCCUUUGGGCCUAUUACCACUGUAUUCUAUGACCUCACAGAAAUUGAUUCCUGGGGUGAAGAGCAACCUUUUCUCGAACUUGUUGUCUCAACCAAGAAAAGAGAGGCUCGUCAUAUUCUAGACAUAACCCCAGUGAAAGAGCUUGUGAGCCUGAAGUGGAACACAUAUGGACGCCCUUAUUUCUGUUUCCUGGCAUUGUUCUAUGUCCUCUACAUGAUUUGCUUCACCAUGUGCUGUGUUUAUAGACCUCUGAAGUAUCGACUGGACAAUCGAACAGAUGAUCGGGACACCAGGGUUUUACUCCAGAAAACACUACAGGAAUCCUAUGUGAUGUAUGAGGAUCAGCUUAGACUUGUGGGAGAGCUGAUCACAGUGAUAGGAGCCUUGGCAAUGUUGCUUCUAGAGAUUCCAGAUAUUCUUAGAAUUGGAGCUGCUAAAUUCUUUGGCCAAACCAUCCUGGGAGGACCUUUCCACAUUAUCAUCAUUGCAUAUUCAUGUAUGAUUCUGGUAACCAUGGUAAUGCGUCUCACAAGCACUGAUGGAGAAAUGGCACCAAUGUCCUGCGCCCUGGUACUAGGGUGGUGUAAUGUUAUGUAUUUUGCACGAGGAUUUCAGAUGCUCGGGCCAUUCACCAUCAUGAUACAGAAAAUGAUAUUUGGAGAUCUUAUGCGAUUCUGUGGAUUAAUGGCAGUUGUGAUACUUGGCUUUGCAUCAGCCUUUUACAUCAUCUUCCAGACAGAAGACCCCAGCAAAUUGGGACAGUUCUAUGACUACCCCAUGUCUCUCUUCACCACCUUUGAGCUGUUUCUUACCAUUAUUGAUGGACCUGCCAACUAUGAUGUGGACCUGCCAUUCAUGUACAGUGUGGUGUACUUUGCAUUUGCCAUUAUUGCAGCUUUGCUCAUGCUCAACUUGCUUAUUGCCAUGAUGGGUGACACUCACUGGCGUGUGGCCAGUGAACGGGAUGAGCUUUGGAGAGCUCAGGUUGUUGCCACUACGAUCAUGCUUGAGCGAAAGCUCCCACGGUGCCUCUGGCCUCGCUCUGGCAUCUGUGGGCGAGAAUAUGGCCUGGGAGAUAAGUGGUUUCUCAGGGUAGAAGAACGCCUUGACUCCAGCAAGCACAAGGUGCUUCGCUAUGCAGAGGUAUUUAGAAACCAAGACAAGGAAGAGCUUGAUAGGUUUUCUGGGAAACUACAUCUGGGUGAACAUUCCCAAUUCAAGAAGGAAUCAUCUCCAUCUGUCUCACGGAGCACAUCCCGGAGUAGUUCCCAUCGGGGCUGGCAAAUCCUGCGGGAGAACACCUUCAACCGCUUCUGUGGGGAAGUGAAUCAUGCCUUAGAAGAAGAGGUCUACCAUGUCUGAGGUUCCUCUUGACUGACUUUACUUGCACACCCAAUUGGUACCUUGUGGUGCAUCAUGGAUUCCUCCAGAAGUUAAUGGGAUUUCUUGACAGAAUUACCCAGUUCCAGGAUAGGCGCUCUAAUCUCAUCCAUGUCUGGAAGCUCCUCUCAGAUACAAUGCCCUUGCACUUCUGGACAAUCGAGAUGAAAUGUGCAGGGUCAUUUUUGUUGUUUGGAUGUGCAUCUUUCUGGAGUAAUUAUUCUAAGGAGAGCACCGGUAUUUAACAACAUCAAAGAGAUUUGGGGGGAAUUAAGUUACAACCUGUCCACCAGUAAUUCUCUUAUCUCUCAACAUGUUCUCAGGCAACAUUUCACUAAAUCACUAAAGAGACGACUCUAUGGGAAAAUUAGUUCUAAUACAAAUAAUGAAUGUAUUUUUAUAUUUAAAAAACCUCAGGGAAUUCACCUCAACUAAAGAGCCUAUAAACAGACAGCUAGCAUUCUAAGAGGCUGUUUGGCUCUACAGACUUGAAUCCUGUCUGCCACACUGUGGUCCAGAGAUGGCCAGAAUGGAUUAUGCCUUUUUGGCUAUGAUAUACCAAUGCACUUUAAGACAAAUAUAUAACUGGGUGUUUGAUCCAAGACAUUUUGCAUUAUAUCAUAGGAAUUUUGAUUUGAAAGGGAAGGAUCAGAAUUGUUUUUGCUUGUCUCAACUAAAUUGUGCUAAUAUUUCCUGAUGGGGCGAGUGCAGAAGACAUUUGUGAACUCAUUUUUGGUGAGUUACCAUUGCCCCUGUUUUUCCUUUAUAGAUGAGACUGAAGCAGUUGCUAGUUCCUGUGUGCACUGCUUGUGAGGAGCCAUCUUCAACUGUUCUGUUCUGUUCUGUUCUUGGCUACAUUUUUAAAUGUCCCUUUUGAGGCAAAAGAAAAUAUAGAAUGCAAUGCAGACAUUUGAAUUAGCCGGGCCUAAGUAUUCCUACUUCCAGGGUGCUGCAUCUUGGUGCCUUCUGAAUAUUAUUGUCACAGCAUUAUGCUUAGAGCAAGUCUGAAAUUCCUUUUUAAGUAAACUAUACCAAAGGUAUUUUGGGAGGAAGUUUCAAAAGUUCAAUUAAGAGUAGCAAAACUCUCCCAAAGUUUUUGUAUAGAAAGAAACAUAAAAGCUGCUUGAU
Molecule: messenger RNA, 3593 nt
Organism: Anolis sagrei ordinatus
Lineage: Eukaryota; Metazoa; Chordata; Lepidosauria; Squamata; Anolidae
Product: transient receptor potential cation channel subfamily V member 6
Biological process (GO): calcium ion import across plasma membrane
Cellular component (GO): plasma membrane
Molecular function (GO): protein binding; calcium channel activity
Source: RefSeq, a predicted model, not a curated record